This is a messenger RNA of Helianthus annuus (common sunflower), 597 nucleotides long. RefSeq lists its product as uncharacterized. The transcript has a single exon. The record is from RefSeq and is a predicted model, not a curated record. Bases 1 to 597 code for a protein of 198 amino acids. Lineage: Eukaryota; Viridiplantae; Streptophyta; Magnoliopsida; Asterales; Asteraceae.
AUGACAAUUGCUCUUUCAGCAAAGAACAAGUUAUCUUUUGUCAAUGGAGUUUCAACCAGACCUAAUGAUUCUUCUCUUGUUCCUCAGUGGCAGAGAUGUAAUGACAUGGUAAUCUCCUGGAUUCUCAAUACUCUGUCUAGAGACAUAUCUGAUAGUGUUCUUUACACUGAAACUGCAUGCAAAUUAUGGAAUGAAUUGAAUGAUAGAUAUGGACAAGUGAAUGGUGCUAAAUUGUACCAGUUACAAAAGAGUAUUUGUGAAAUCUCACAAGGUAGUAAUGAUAUAGCUACUUACUUUACCAAAAUCAAAGCUAUUUGGGAUGAAUUAAAUGCUUUGAAUUCUCUUCCUGAUUGUUCAUGUGGAGUUUCUCAUGUUUUUGCCAAACGAGAUGAGGAUCAACGAUUAGUGCAGUUUCUUAUGGGAUUGAAUGCAAGUUAUGAUAGCGUUCAAAGCAACAUUCUCAUGAUGAAACCUAUUCCUUCAAUAAGUACUGCUUAUGCAAUUCUUAUUCAAGAUGAGAAACAAAGAGAAAUACAUUCUACUAAUAUUUUUGCUCUGGAAUCUUCAUCAAUGAAUGUUACUGCUCAACCUUCUUAA